Molecule: messenger RNA, 892 nt
Organism: Grammomys surdaster
Lineage: Eukaryota; Metazoa; Chordata; Mammalia; Rodentia; Muridae
Gene: Cfap68
Product: chromosome unknown C11orf1 homolog
Exons: 4
Coding region: 143-754 (203 amino acids)
Cellular component (GO): nucleus
Source: RefSeq, a predicted model, not a curated record
UGACAUCAUGCACAUAUCUUCACAAAGGUAGAUGAUGUGAGGGCAGUCACCUACAAUCCCAUCCUUCACUGCUACAGUAUUGGGUUUGUCUGCCUGUGAAAAGGCAGUUGAGUUGCGUCUCUCAAACCAUGGCCACCUGUGUAUGGUGAUUUGUAUACCUUUGUUUGGAGAACUGGAAAGAUCAGGUUUAAAGACAUUAACGAACAUGGAACUGCCAUAUAAGAAUGACCGUUACUGUCUGAAAAUUUCCAGCAAGUCGCUGUAUUCGCCAUCAAGUUACACAUCGAUAAUACAGAGACAAAACCUUGUCUGUUAUCUCAGAAACCCACACUAUGGUAGCCUUAUUUAUGCUGAUGGUCAUGGCGAAGUAUGGACAGACUGGAAUGACUUGUCCAAGUUUUUUCAGUACGGAUGGAGAUGCACCACUAAUGAGAACUUGUAUUCGAACCGUACCCUGGUAGGCAACUGGAACCAGGAAAGAUAUGACCUAAAGAAUAUUGUAAAGCCUAAACCCUUGCCUUCCCAGUUUGGACACUAUUUUGAAACAACAUAUGACGCAAACUACAACAGGAAGAAGCCACAAUCAGCACAUAGAUUUAAACGAGAGCCUCAUUGGUUUCCUGGACAUCAGCCUGAGCUGGAUCCUCCUCAAUACAAAUGCAGAGAAAAGUCAACUUAUAUGAAUUGCUAUUCAAAACCUCAACCCACUCAUUACUCUUGGUGUCUAUAUGAUCCAAACAUGAACCAAUCUUAGGUUCCAGGGAUCUAAAAAAGAUAAAGUAGCUUCAUUUUUUUUUCUGGAGUAGACUGUAGAAAGGAGCACAUUCUAAGCAGACUCAAACAUACUCUUAACAUGGUUUCUGUCUAAAUAAAGCACAGCACACCAAAAAAA